Molecule: messenger RNA, 1166 nt
Organism: Candoia aspera
Lineage: Eukaryota; Metazoa; Chordata; Lepidosauria; Squamata; Candoiidae
Gene: COQ5
Product: coenzyme Q5, methyltransferase
Exons: 7
Coding region: 1-1038 (345 amino acids)
Biological process (GO): ubiquinone biosynthetic process
Molecular function (GO): methyltransferase activity
Source: RefSeq, a predicted model, not a curated record
AUGACUGCGUCCUCCGCGCGCAUGCUCCGUCCUCUCUCGCCUGUCGGCCUAAGAGCGGCCGUGCUGCGGGAGGGGGCGUGGUGGGGAGGGUCGGCCCUGGGCAAGAUGGCGGCCUACGCGCUGGCCGCUUCGGGCAGUGUCUGGGCGAGUCGCGGCGGGUGCCGAGCGCGGGGCCUCUUGAGGGGCCUCUGCAGCGGCGGGACGACGCACUUCGGGUUCCAGGUCGUGUCGGAGGAGGAGAAAGGAGAGAAAGUUUACCAGGUGUUUGAAAAUGUGGCAAAGAAGUAUGAUCUAAUGAAUGAUUCGAUGACUCUGGGAAUCCAUCGUGUCUGGAAGGACAUCCUGCUGCGCCAAAUGAACCCUUAUCCGGGAGCCCAGUUACUUGAUGUUGCUGGAGGGACAGGUGACAUCGCCUUUCGAUUUAUCAAUUAUGUUCGUUCCCAGCGGGAGCAUCAGGUCCAGCAGAAGCUGAGAUCCCAUCAGAAUUUAUCGUGGCAGGAGAUUACCCAGCUUUACCAGGAAGAGGAAAAUGGAUCUCUAGGGGGAUCCCAUGUAGUGGUCUGUGACAUUAACAAAGAGAUGGUGAAGGUUGGGAAGCAGAAAUCUCAGCAGCUUGGCUACUCUGAAGGAUUGUCCUGGGUGGUGGGGAAUGCUGAAGAUCUGCCCUUCCAUGACGACGAGUUCGAUGUUUACACGGUUGCUUUUGGAAUCCGUAAUGUCACCCACAUGGACCAGGCGCUUCAGGAGGCUUAUCGAGUCCUGAAACCAGGAGGGCGGUUCCUCUGUCUUGAAUUCAGUCAAGUCAACAAUUCCCUUCUUUCCAGUCUGUAUGAUCUCUAUAGCUUCCAAGUUAUCCCUGUGCUGGGAGAAAUUAUUGCUGGUGAUUGGAAAUCCUACCAGUAUCUUGUAGAAAGCAUAAGGCGCUUUCCAGCUCAGGACGAGUUCAAGGAAAUUAUUGAAGAUGCAGGCUUUCUGAAGGUGGAGUAUCAAAACCUGACAUCAGGCAUUGUGGCCAUUCAUUCUGGAUUCAAACUCUGAUUACCGUUUUUUUGUAUUGAGGGAAAAACACCUGGCUUCCAGUACUUCAGUGCCCUAUCUCCAAGACAGGUGAAAAAAGAAAAUGAAUCACUCAGAAGGCAUUAAAUUUCAAGACGGGACAAAAGAAA